UCUCAUUCGUGUAAGCUUCGGAUUACUAGGCUCAUUGCGGAGAAUUGCUGUCGACACAUGGCGUAAGUAGGAGGGAAGAGAUUGCUGACAAAGCUCUCAUCGCGCUGAUAUCUCGACGACCAACUGGAAAUGUCAGAUCUACAAAACAUUCAUCUGCGAGAGGAUUCCAGUAACAACACUACACCGAGAGUGAAGCCUCAACCUGAAUCUUCCAAAAUACGCGUUCCUUUCUUCUACGCUCCGAGUGACGAUGGAACUGACGAGAACCUACUGAUCCUCUUCCACGGAUUGGGAGACACCCACAUCCCGUUCUCGAAGUUGGGCAAGCAAUUCAAACUGCCGCAGACAGCAGUGCUAGCCAUUCGCGCUCCAGACCAAGUUCCCUUUCUCUAUGAAGACGCGUUCGAAUGGUACACCUCCUUUGAUCCCCUCGGCGACCUUCUCCCCCGCCCCAACCCAACUCCCGCCCUCGAUCUCUUAGACAGUAUAUUCCAGCACCUCACGGACGACUGCACUUGGCCCACCAACCGCAUCCAUCUUUUCGGCUUUGCACAAGGCGGUAGCGUCGCUGCUGAGUACGGAGUACGGAGACACCGAGAAACGCUGGGAUCUAUCACAACCGUCUCCGGGCCACUGCUCUCGUUCCCUACACUGACGGCGCGGAGCCUGACGCCCGUUCUCGUAGCCUACCGCCCCGCUGCGAUGCCUGCUACCGAGCUAGCUCCCUUCAGGAAGGCCUUUGACCGUGUCGUCGAACACAAAAUGAAUGCUCAGGGUGGUAUGCCCGCCUCGAGAAACGAGUGGGAACCGAUCAUGCGAUUCUGGAGUGAAGUGCUCAGCAAGAGACGGGUCGAGGGUAUGUACGAGGUGAUGAGCGGGAUGAGCAGCAGUACGUGA
Messenger RNA from Mycena citricolor, 897 nucleotides. NCBI's taxonomy places the organism in Eukaryota, Fungi, Basidiomycota, Agaricomycetes, Agaricales, Mycenaceae. The record is from the annotation of a GenBank genome assembly.